AUGGAUUACCAUUCAAUUCACGGCUAUGAUAGAGCAAGUUUCGAUACACCCGGCACGCACCGACUUCCAACAAUAUCAGCUUCACAGGCUCUUGACGAGCUUGAUAACAGCGCGUCAACUCAUGUCUCUACUGGGAUUGAGGACUUAGAUCGUUCCCUUAUUGCCAAUAUAACCGCUGACUCUCAAGACACUACCAAAGGUGGUGUUCAACGCGGCCAGGUCACGGAGAUCUGGGGUCCCCCUGGUGCUGGCAAGACAGCAUUGGGGCUGCAGCUUACAGCAAACGCAUUAUGUGAUGGCGAUGCUGUUGUCUGGGUAGCAAAAACUCGUCGCAACAGUCAAGCAGAUGCAGCGCACGAUGCAUCAGAGUCUCCUUCUGGAGACUCUAGUCGAUUCUAUCAUUACUCAUGUUUCACUCUACCCCAUUUGGUUGCUCUCGUGUCACGGCCUACCGCCAAGCUGAUUCCACACAACUGCUCAUUAAUGGUCAUCAGUUCGCUAUCUGCAUUGGUCAACUCCGCCUUGCCAAAGUCCCACGAUGGCAAGGCUACAUCUAAGAGCAACAAGGGUCCAAGUCCAUCUGCAAAGCGAACACAAGCAUUGCUUUCGAUCGUGAAUGCCCUUCACAAGCUUGCUGCAACUAGAAAUUGUGCAGUUGUGGUUCUGUCUCAGUGUGCCACGAAAAUGCAUUCAGAAAGGGGUGCAACGCUGACAGCCGCGGUCAAUGCCAGUGUAUGGGAACAAGGGAUUUCAACUCGACUUGUCAUGUUUCGAGACUGGGCCUGGCAAGAGAACAAUCUUACAAGCGUCUUCCUGGCAGGUCUGCAAAAACUGGACGGAAAGGCAUGCCCGGAGGUCAUGGAGAACGUUGUCGCAUUUAAAGUGGAGUUGGACGGGGUCAGCCAGGUUCCCUACGAAGCAUUACAAACUUUUGAGCUAGCCCGACAUAAGCGAAAGCUUGGACAAACAGAACUCGAGGUUCCUGAUAGUGACGAUGACGAGGAUUACGGAUGGGCAGAUGAAGAUGAAGCGGCCAUGCCGGCGCCUCCGCCUCAGUGGCAAGGCAGUGAAGACCUCAUUCUGGGCCAAGACAUCGGUCAAAGCGAAGACGAAAACAGCGAACAAGAAGAGCCUGUCACUGAUGAUGAAUCGAUCAUGAAAUGA
Molecule: messenger RNA, 1164 nt
Organism: Fusarium subglutinans
Lineage: Eukaryota; Fungi; Ascomycota; Sordariomycetes; Hypocreales; Nectriaceae
Product: DNA repair rhp55
Exons: 6
Coding region: 1-1164 (387 amino acids)
Biological process (GO): reciprocal meiotic recombination; DNA repair; meiotic DNA recombinase assembly
Cellular component (GO): Rad51B-Rad51C-Rad51D-XRCC2 complex; replication fork; Rad51C-XRCC3 complex
Molecular function (GO): crossover junction DNA endonuclease activity; ATP-dependent DNA damage sensor activity; ATP binding
Source: RefSeq, a predicted model, not a curated record